Molecule: messenger RNA, 5354 nt
Organism: Chelmon rostratus (copperband butterflyfish)
Lineage: Eukaryota; Metazoa; Chordata; Actinopteri; Chaetodontiformes; Chaetodontidae
Product: NACHT, LRR and PYD domains-containing protein 12-like
Exons: 8
Coding region: 379-3297 (972 amino acids)
Molecular function (GO): protein binding
Source: RefSeq, a predicted model, not a curated record
AUUCUUUGUGUUAAAUAUUAAUAAGACAUGUUAAUGUUUAACACUAAGACCUAUUAAAUUUCAAAGAUGAAACAUAAUUGCAAAACCAAAAUAUUUUUCGACAGAAAUUUUUGGGAAAAGAUUCCAGAUUUUCAGACAAAUCCACCAUUUUACUUAACAAUUACCAAUUUAAUAGAAGAUAUUAUAAAACCUACAUGAAAAAAUCCAAGAAGCUUCUGAAAAGCUAUUAUUUAUUACGCGACUAUUCAACUAGACUACAUUAGACUGAACAAAAAAUAAUGAAGCCGAGAGAGUUGGUCAUGAAUUUAAGUCACCAAACACUUAGAGGCAUCUUGCUUCACCUGUUUGUCUUCCUCGUCUUCAUGCUGUACGACUUGCAUGCAGGACAUAUUUGCCUCAACGCCCUGUGAAAUGCAGAAGAAGAGUGAUUGUGUGGAGGAAGAUGAGGGCAGUGCAGAGCUUCUAGUAUCCAGCUGUCUGUCGAUGAAGAGUGACCGGUCUCAAGGUCUACCUUUGCUCUUCAGUAAUGAACCUGGACCCCCAGACACACAACGUCAGGACCGCAGAAAGAGAGCGGCGUCUCCAGUACCCAGCUGUCUGUCUUUGAAGAGUGACCAGUCUCAAGGUCUACCUUUGUUCUUCAAUAAUGAACCUGGACCCUCAGACACACAAAAGUUGACAAGAGGUGUUUCUGUGGAGGAGCAGCCGUCCUGCUGUGUUUUGUGUCAGGACGUCCUGAAGGAUCCAGUCUCUACCAGCUGUGGACACUGGUUCUGCAGACAGUGCAUCACCUCAUACUGGGACCAGUCUGCUUCAUCAGGAGAGUCCUCCUAUCCCCAGUGUGGAGACAGAUCCAGAACGAGAGCUGGACUGCAGACAGCCAGUCAGACCUGCACUGUGCAAACAGGUAGUAAUUUGCAGGAUGUUGUUGAUGAACAUAAGAUCAGUCUGAGGAGGAGAUGUGAAUGUGUGACUGAAGGAAGUGAUGAAACAGGAAGUGGAACCCUCCUCAACAGGAUCUACACUGAGCUCUACAUCACAGAGAGACAGAGUGAGGAGGUUAAUACCCAACAUGAGGUUUUGCAGCUUGAGACAACUUCCAAGAUGGAGACCCUCCAUGAGACUCCAAUCAAGUGCCAGGACAUCUUUAAAGCCUCACCUGACCAGCAGAGACACAUCAGAGUCGUUCUGACGAACGGCAUCGCUGGCGUUGGAAAAACCUUCUCAGUGCAGAAGUUCAGUCUGGACUGGGCAGAGGGCUUGGAAAACCAAGACGUCAGCCUGGUGGUUCUGCUUUCGUUCAGGGAGCUGAACUUGAUCAGAGAUGAGCAGUACAGUCUUCUGACGCUGCUCCGUGUUUUCCAUCCAACAUUACAGAAGGUCACAGCAGAGAAGCUCGCUGUCUGUAAGCUUUUGUUCAUCUUUGACGGCCUGGAUGAAAGCAGACUUUCACUGGAUUUCCACAACAACGAGGUUUUGUCUGAUGUCUCGCAGAAGUCAUCAGUCAACGUGCUGUUGACAAACCUCAUCAAGGGGAAUCUGCUUCCCUCGGCUCUCGUCUGGAUAACUUCCAGACCCGCGGCGUCCAAUCAGAUCCCUCCUGCAUGUGUUGACAGAGUAACAGAAGUACGAGGCUUCACUGAUGCCCAGAAGGAGGAGUACUUCAAGAGGAGAUUCAGUGAUGAAGAUCUGUCCAGCAGAAUCAUCUCACACAUCAAGACGUCCAGGAGUCUCCACAUCAUGUGUCAAAUUCCAGUCUUCUGCUGGAUCACUGCUACAGUUCUGGACCACAUGUUGAAUACAGACCAGAGAGGAGAGCUGCCCAAGACCCUGACUGACAUGUACUCCCACUUCCUGCUGGUUCAGACAAAGAGGAAGACGGAGAAGUAUGAUGAGGAACAUGAGACGAGUCCACAGGAGCUGAUGGAGGCUGACAGGGAAGUUCUUCUGAAGCUGGGGAGGCUGGCCUUUGAACAGCUGGAGAAAGGAAACAUCAUGUUCUACCAAGAAGACCUGGAGCAGUGUGGUCUUGAUGUCACUGAGGCCUCUGUGUACUCUGGAUUUUGUACAGAGAUCUUCAAAAGAGAGUGUGUGAUCUUCCAGAAAACAGUUUACUGCUUUGUUCAUCUGAGCAUUCAGGAGUUUCUGGCUGCAGUCUACAUGUUCCACUGUUACACCAGCAGGAACACAGAGGUACUGGAGGGUUUCCUAAAAGACUCAAAACCAAGUUCUUUUCUUGAGAAGAUUUUAAAGCGUUUUGAGAAUGACAGCCUGGAUGUCUUUCUGAGGAGCAACAUGAAGAAAUCUCUUGAAAGUAAAAAUGGUCACCUGGACCUGUUUGUUCGCUUCCUUCAUGGCCUCUCUUUGGAGUCCAACCAGAGACUCUUAGGAGGCCUGCUGAGUCAAACAGACAACAGUCCAGAGACCAUCCAGAGAGCCAUCAACAACCUGAAGGAGAUGAACAGUGAUGAUAUCUCUCCUGACAGAAGCAUCAACAUCUUCCACUGUCUGAUGGAGAUGAACGACCCCUCAGUACAUCAGGAGAUCCAAGAGUUCCUGAAGUCAGAGAACAGAUCAGAGAAGGAACUCUCUGAGAUCCACUGCUCAGCUCUGGCCUACAUGCUGCAGCUGUCAGAGGAGGUUCUGGAUGAGUUGGACCUGCAGAAGUACAACACAUCAGAGGAGGGACGACGGAGACUGAUUCCAGCUGUGAGGAACUGCAGAAAGGCUGAACUCUCUGGCUGUGGACUCUCAGAGACUCACUGUGAAGUCGUGGCCUCAGCUCUGAAGUCCAGCCCCUCCCAUCUGACAGAACUGGACCUGAGUAUGAACAAGCUGCAGGAUUCAGGAGUGAAGCUGCUGUCUGCUGGACUGGAGAGUCCAAACUGUAGACUGGAGACUCUGAGGUUGAGUUACUGCAGGUUGUCAGAGAUCAGCUGUGCUUCUCUGGCCUCAGCUCUGAAGUCCAACGCCUCCCAUCUGACAGAACUGGACCUGAGCUUCAACUUGCUGCAGGAUUCAGGAGUGAAGCUGCUGUCUGCUGGACUGGAGAGUCCAGACUGUAGACUGAAGACUCUGAGGUUGAAUUGGUGCAAGUUGUCAGAGAUCAGCUGUGCUUCUCUGGCCUCAGCUCUGAAGUCCAACCCCUCCCAUCUGACAGAACUGGACCUGAGUGGAAACGAGCUGCAGGAUUCAGGAGUGAAGCUGCUGACUGAUCUGGUGGAGAGUCCAGACUGUAGACUGAAGACUCUGAGAUGGACGUUAUCUCUGUCAGAGUGUGAGCGAUCAGAAAGGUGAUUGGCUGAGAGCCGAUCAUUGACGGAGUAUCAUCAGUGUAUCUGGACUGCUGUGCUGCUGCUCUGUCCUUCUACACAGUCUCUGCAGACUCUCCUCCACUCCUUCUGCUCCUCACUCACACACCUCCUCCACCUGGAACCUAAACUUCCAGGUGUAAGUCUAUAUUCGAUCAAGGCUUUGCUGAAGUUUCUCAGCUGACGACAAACAGAUUAUAUCUGAAAAAGGGAAACAGACUUAGUGAGUAAAUGAUGAUGUACAUAAAACACAUAUGACUAAAACUUCCAGUGAAGAGCCGAAAACAUCAGAUUUGUGUGGAGUGAUGAGGAGGCUGUAAUCUUCCUCACACUAAGACAUGAAACUACAUAGACAUAGAAAUGUCCGUGAAUGUUUUUUCUGUCAUGUUUCCUUCCUGGUUUUCCAUCGUUUGACCUUUGACUGGAGCUCAUUUAAUGACACUGACUGGAGAAUUAGCUCCACCUUCUGUUUAUCUCAGGUUCUCCCUCUUCCUCUGUGAUUUUUGGAAAUGAAAUACUGAAAUCACAGUUCCUCCUUCCUCCUUUUCAUACAGCAACAGAAUAACUACCUUUGAUCAGUUUGUGGUGCUCAUAUUGAAAGAUUCAACAGAAAAGCAACUAUAUUAACAAAACUGUAUCUGGGUAUAUAUAUAUAUAUAUAUAUAUAUAUAUAUAUAUAUAUAGUGUCUCUUUCGUGAUGGACAAGAUUAAAAUGGAAAAUUUGGGUUUUGAAACCAGAAGAUUUUUACUUUGUUGAGUGAGAGUGGAACAUACAGCCCAUGCUUUAUUCAUCAAUCUUUAAAUGCCUUCUCUCUUACUGCAAUGUAUACAAACUAGUGUAUGACAAUUCUGUUGAAUACAAAUACAAUUUAAUCUCAUUACGCAUCAUGUGUCCUUAAAAACAUACUUACUGGUGCAAAUCAGUUGUGUAUAAGCAGAAUUUGGAAUUAAUGUAAAUGUGGGAACUGUGUGAUCUGCUCGAUCAACUGACUCAGAUGUACAGCUUGUGCUCAUUUUUUUUAUUUGAAUACAUCUCUUCAUCACAACUGCACUUUUUUUAUAUACAACAAUAAGCUCUUCAAAUGACUCACCUGUACAUGUUGACCGUUUUUAAAUGCUGAAUUUAGAGUAUUUCAUUUUUACCAAUGAAGAAAUUUAAAACACCUUUGACCUCACGCUGCCCGUUUCUCUCUUAAUCAUUGAGUUAAUCUUUAAAGACGCUUCAUUUCCCUCCUGGGCAACAAUAAAGUCUUUUUUUAUUCUACCUCAGAUGAUCUCAUCUUACUGGAUCUCAAAAUAAUAACUCUCUUUAAUUAAGUAAGACGUUUGCUUUGUAAUGAUAAGUGGUUAGAAAACAGUAAAAUCUACUGAGAUAUUUUUUCCAUUGUACCAGUGGAAAUUUAACAGUGCAAAAAGAGCCUGGAAGGAAGCUGUAUUCUGGCAUGCCCUCCACCUCUGGCACAUCUAGUGGCAGUACUUCCCCCUCCCUCCUUUCCCUGGCAGUGUGAGCAUGACUGCCACGCUGGUGGAGGGCAGGUGCAGCUUGUCCUAAUUAACAGAUUGUUUCCAGCCGUGGUGGGGAGUGGUCUCCUCAUCUGGAGCAUUCACCAGCCCGUAUAUAAGACUCCAGCAGACCACUACCCGACACCAGUCCGUGAAUGAACUCCAUUCCGACCCUCUAUGCCGCCUGGAGAUCCCUCCUGCCACACUCAUUUGCCUCUGAUUGUCCAGCCUGGAAAUUCCCCUCACUCACCUCCAUUAUAAGCCAGCAGCAGCCACACUGCCACUCCACCCAGCCCUGGACCUAUUCCCUUUCAUUUCCCAUUUCUGUCUGUCAGUAAGCUCUGAUCUCUUGUUGAUUGUUUCACUUCAGCCUGUGUAGGAUCUUAUGUUCAUUAGCCUUGUUAAUCUGUUCAGUUCUCCGUUCUAGUUUUGUUGUCUAGUAGUUUGUUCGCCUAGUCGCUAUUGAGCACAGGUAGUUUUGUUUUGACCACGACUCCCUGUUUCUGCAAUUGUGGUUGUAAAUAAAGUUUUCCAUUUGUA